AUGCACCCAGUACCUCUGAAGUCUUGGAUGGGAAGUGGAGCAGACUACGCACCGGACCUGCACACGGUUCCUUUGUACGUAGCCAACCCACUAAUGAAUUCGGGUGUCGCAGAUCCCUUCCCAGAAGCCUAUCUCGAGGGCUUCGCCAAUCAGCUGAGCAAUUACCUCAACAGUAGUGUUCCCCUGACCCCGAUUCCCGAGGUGUCGGAAUUCUCAUUGCGUUCUUCGGUCGCGAGCACCGCACCUUUUGGUGGCAGCAGUGGCGGUGCCAUAGGCAGCUCCAAUGGCAGCCUCCCACUGUCGGUUGGAGCUCGUCGCCUGCGCGACACCUCUCCCAACGCGCCCAUCGUGCCACCGGUGACGUAUUCACUUCGCUCCUCUCUUGAGAGCAGUCCCAGGGAACUGUUCACGAGCCCACACAAAGUGGAGGGGUACGGUGAUGAAGACGGCGGCCUUCUAAUCGAUAGACAAGCGAAGGGCGGCCCAACAGGCCCCUCGAGUGUGGGCUCGUCGUCGCUGAAUGAAUUCCUGCGUCUGGAGGAGCAGGAAAGCCUGAGCGAGGACCUAGAGAAACAGAUGAUGGAAGGCCAGGAGGGCGACAUGUCGUUGGUCGAGUCGGUUGUGGGCGGGAUGCGCAAUGUGGAGGAAGGCGAAACAUCAAGCAUCUCUCGAUCGCUCGGUCCCUCGAGUAUCCUGGUGACGGAUUCAGUGUCAAUUCUCUCGUCGUCGUUCGAUUUGGGCCCGUCGUUUGCAUCGCUGCCGCACCCCGGCAGCGGCAGUUUGGAGGCUCAGCAUCACCACGGCGACCUCAGCAUUUCCUCUCCUGGCUAUGACGGCUACAUCAUGUUCUCCCCUGCCCCGCCCCACCUCCCCCACCCUGUCUACGCGGCGUUCGGCUUCUUUUGCACUUUCGUUAUCACCAGAUUUCGAUGUUCUGACCCCGUUCUCUCCCCCUCUCGCUCCGUCCUGUUUUCUAUGCAUCCGCGCAAACCGCUUCGUCUGUCCGCUUCCCCCGUGAGACGUCUGCCUCCUACGCCUUCGUCGAUGCCCUCGUAA
Molecule: messenger RNA, 1056 nt
Organism: Mesocestoides corti
Lineage: Eukaryota; Metazoa; Platyhelminthes; Cestoda; Cyclophyllidea; Mesocestoididae
Source: the annotation of a GenBank genome assembly